AUGGUGCUGGUGAUGACAGUGAUGAUGGUAAUCAUUAUGAUGAUGAUGGUGAUCAUAGUGAUGAUGGUGAGGAUGAUGCUGAUGGUAAUGGUGAUGAUGGUGAUGGUGAUGAUGGUGUUGAUGGUGCUGCUGCUGAUGACACAGGUGCGGGGACACCCCUGGAGGGAAAGCCACAAGCUGCAGGCUGGGGGCCCGGGUGUCACCUUUACGGAAGCGCCGGUGACUACCUUCACCGCGGGAGGUUCCACACGGCUGAUGAGGCUCACGUGGGACUCACCGGGGAGACAGCGUCCAGAGCAGGACUUCUCAGAGCCUUCAAUGUAUUUUGUGAUUCUCCUAACCUACCUAAGGAAUAAGGUUCUCCAAGCAGCCAUGGAUGUGGGUUUCUUGGGCCUGUCAGAUGUGUCUCAGAGUCAUAGCAAGACCUUGUGGGGGGCUCGGGGCAGGGGCCCCACCAUACGUCGCCAGCGGGAGUUCAUGCCAGAAGAGAAGAAGGACACAGUUUACUGGGAGAAGCGGAGAAAGAACAACGAGGCAGCCAAGAGAUCCAGGGAAAAGCGACGUCUCAAUGAUGCAGCCAUUGAGGGCAGGUUGGCUGCACUGAUGGAGGAGAAUGCCCUGCUCAGGGGCGAGCUGAAGGCGCUCAAGCUUCGCUUUGGCCUCCUGCCCCUAACUGGUGGGCCCCGGGCCUUGCCCCUGCAGGCCCUGCUAUGGGAAGCCCCCUGGACUGGGGACCCCCGGCCUGGGGCUGAAGCACUGUCAUCCUUGGUCCAGACCAGAGCUCAGACCCUGCUGGGGGCUGUGGUCACCAAUGCCCUCUGGAUGCCGGGCUUCAGGGCCAUCAGAUGUGUUGCUGACAUCCACUGCUGA
Molecule: messenger RNA, 870 nt
Organism: Cercocebus atys (sooty mangabey)
Lineage: Eukaryota; Metazoa; Chordata; Mammalia; Primates; Cercopithecidae
Exons: 5
Coding region: 1-870 (289 amino acids)
Biological process (GO): circadian rhythm; regulation of DNA-templated transcription
Cellular component (GO): nucleus
Molecular function (GO): DNA binding; DNA-binding transcription factor activity
Source: RefSeq, a predicted model, not a curated record